AUGGCAGCCGCUUCGUUCGCCCAGAGACGUUCGACGAAUUCACAGCAGUCAAAUUCCGUACCCUCCACGCCGCAUCAACAUCCGCGAGACCUUCGAUUCCGUUCACGAUCGCCUUCUCCUAGCAAGACGCUAGGCCACAACUCUCCUCAUUCAGCUGUCCCUGGGGCUGCUGGUACUCCUGUCGUAGCGAAGCCGACUCAAGAGUUUUGUAGAUUCGAGGCCGGCCCUGAGUACAGAACACGACGAAUCCCAUACCUCGACGGUGGCGAUGUACCGUUACCGCCGCCAACAGAAGAGCCCAAAGUGGCUCUCGAUCCAGAGCAGGACCAGAAGCUGAGUGGCGAUAUGAGAGAACUUUACGGUCGAUUAUUACCGACAGAAGAAAGCGAAGAAAGAAGACGGAAACUUGUCCAGAAGUUAGAGGACAUCUUGAACGGUGAAUGGCCCGGCAAUGAGAUAAGAGUCAAUGUGUUCGGAUCCUCGGGCAACCUGCUCAGUUCAAACGACUCUGACGGUGCGUAUAAUUAUGCUCGGCUUUGCUCGUCAUGCGCUUAUUGUUGUUCGCANGUUGAUGUUUGUGUAACCACACCCUUGAAAGCGCUCGAGUCCAUGCACACCUUGGCUGCUGUGCUCCAUCGACGUAUGUAG
This is a messenger RNA of Aureobasidium musti, 648 nucleotides long. NCBI's taxonomy places the organism in Eukaryota, Fungi, Ascomycota, Dothideomycetes, Dothideales, Saccotheciaceae. The record is from the annotation of a GenBank genome assembly.